CAUACACACGGACACACACACACACACGCACACACACACAUACUCAGUGCCACAUCACGCACCGCAGAUGUGAAGUUUGUCGCUGCAUCAUGCGUCCAGGACUCGCGCUGCUGUUUCUGUGCCUCACGCGCGGCUGUCGGUGCGCGCCGCCGCAGAGCUGCCAUCCCGGAGACGAGUUUUUAGGGAGAUGCAGCAGGAACGAGCAGGAGAAACGAACCUGCUCUGAGCUCAACCUGGGAUACUGUAAUGAUCUGGAAUAUUCAAGGACCAUCUUCCCCAACAUCCUGGGCCACCGGACUCGCUCGGACGCCGAGUCGGGGGCAGAGUACCUGCUGCUCAGCGUCAUCCACGGCCUGCUGAACGGGGAGUGCUCCCCCGAGAUCCGUCUGGUGGGCUGCUCCGUCCUCGCCUCGCCGUGCCAGGACAACAAGAUGAUCAAGCCGUGCCGCAGCACGUGCGAGGCCCUGAGGAAGGACUGCUCGCACGCCUUCGAGGCCAUCGACAUGGCCUGGCCCUACUUCCUGGACUGCGACCGUUUCUUCGCCAGUAAAGAGGAGGGCUGCUACGACCCGCUGGCAGGGCUGAAAGCCAGACAGGAGCUGGCCCUGUCCAGUCUGUCGCCCGAGGAGCCCAGCACCAUCAUCCAGUUCACCUACACCUCCAACGCUCAGAUGUACAGCUUGCUGAAGAGGACGGCGGCCAAGUGCUCCAACAUCGCCCACGUCUACAGCAUCGGGCGCAGCACCGAGGGCCGGGACCUGCUGGUGAUCGAGUUCAGCAACAACCCCGGACAGCACGAGCUGCUGGAGCCAGAGAUCAAGCUGGUGGGCAACAUGCACGGCAACGAGGUGCUGGGCCGCCAGCUGCUCAUCUACCUGGCCCAGUACCUGUGCUCAGAGUACAACCUGGGAAACCAGAGGAUCCAGACCAUCGUCAACACCACCCGCAUCCACAUCCUGGCCUCCAUGAACCCCGACGGCUACGAGCUGGCCGCCUCUGAGGUAGAGGAUAACAGCGACCCGGAGCUCGCCAACCAGGAAGGUCAUUUAUUGAACGGUUGGACCAACGGACGGGCCAACGCCCAGAAUAUUGAUCUGAACCGCAACUUUCCAGACCUCACCUCCAUCUUCUACCGGAACCGACGCAGCAGGCACUACCGGAUCGACCACAUCCCGAUCCCAGACUCCUACUGGUUCGGAAAGGUGGCGCCGGAGACCUAUGCGGUGAUGAAGUGGAUCCGCUCCCUGCCUUUCGUCCAGUCCGCCAGCCUCCACGGAGGAGAGCUCGUCAUCUCGUAUCCGUUUGACUUCUCCAGACACCCCCAGGAGGAGCGGAUGUUCUCUCCCACCCCGGACGAGCUGAUCUUCAAGCAGCUGGCUCGCACCUACGCGGACGCCCACUCCACCAUGUCCAACAACGACACGGACAGAUGUGGAGCGUCCUUCUAUCGAACGGGGGGCAUCAUCAACGGAGCCCUGUGGUACAGUUUUGUCGGUGGGAUGUCCGAUUUUAAUUACCUGCACACAAACUGUCUGGAGAUCACGGUGGAGCUGGGCUGCGAUAAGUUCCCCUCAGAGGCAGAGCUGUACCCCGAAUGGAAGAGGAACAAAGAAGCUCUGCUCAGCUUCAUGGAGUAUGUCCACAGAGGAAUAAAGGGGGUGGUCACAGAUACUGAGGGUAAUGGGAUAAAAGGAGCAUCAGUGUCUGUCCGAGGCGUCAGGAAAGACGUCACCACGGCUGAAGACGGAGACUACUGGCGGUUGCUGAACCCCGGCACUCACAUCCUGACGGCGACGGCCAAAGGUUACUCCAGAGUCAGUAAGAGAGUUCAUCUGCCUCGCACCAUGAACAAGGCCGGACGGGUCGACUUCGUCCUGGAGAAGGUUCCCGUGGAGCCCGAUAUUGACGACCACCUCUUCCCCUCAGUGGACACGUGGGAUCGCUUCGACCCCUACAACCAGUUCGAGCGCUACGCCGAGCCCGACGUCGGCGCCGGAGGGAUCGAGCGCCAGGAGAAGCCGUGGUGGUGGAACUACUUCUCCCAGUCUGGAAUCUCUCCUCCACAGUGGCUGCUUCGAAGUGUCUAGACAGCAUGUUAGCGAAAUAUUUCCCAGGUGGCCACAGCGGAGGACGUCUGUCAGAGGCAUCGAUGUAGCAGAAGCUGCGACACUGAAAUCAUCACACACAUUUCUGUGCUUCUUUCAAGGAUGUGAAUUUGUUUUUCGUUUUUUUUUUUUUAAAUUCAUCAGCCAACAAAUUUAAAUCCAGUCUGUGAGCUGGACUUGGAGCAAAUCUGAUUUGCAGAUCCAUUUACACGAUUCACAGCAGAUUAAUGAGAUGAGGCUGCUUCUGUUGUCCACCUUUUAAAGACGAUGCAACAACUUUCAUGCACUUUUUGAAUAACAUGACUUAAGAUCCUAAUUUCACAUUUAUGACGGCAGCUUGUGUCUUUCUGCACACUUGUGCAAAAAAAAUAAAAAAAAAACCUAACUAAAUUGACUUUGUGGCACUAUUUUGACACAGUGAUGACAUUUGAUGGGUUAUCACAUUUUUUCCCUUUCACACUCUGCCAUCUGUGAAGAGUAGGUGUUUUUUGCUUUGUUUUUCACAAGCAUUCAAAAUAAAUAUUAAAGAUU
Messenger RNA from Salarias fasciatus (jewelled blenny), 2636 nucleotides. RefSeq names its product carboxypeptidase Z-like. Gene Ontology annotation, molecular function: protein binding; zinc ion binding; metallocarboxypeptidase activity. The record is from RefSeq and is a predicted model, not a curated record. Bases 90 to 2087 code for a protein of 665 amino acids. The transcript has 13 exons. Gene Ontology annotation, biological process: peptide metabolic process; protein processing. Lineage: Eukaryota; Metazoa; Chordata; Actinopteri; Blenniiformes; Blenniidae.